GAGAGCAGUCACGUGGUGCCGGAAAUAAAGUGCGCAACUGUUUACCGAGAGGAUCGUCAGUGAGUGAUCGCACAUUAAUAACACACUUCUUUAUUAAAUACCAUCGCGCUGAAGUUAACAUCUGCUUUAGUUGAGUCCUGAUCAGCGGGAGAACAUGACGCUGAACCAAAACCAUCACCCGAACGGAGGAGUGCUGAUCCAGGCCGGAGAGAGCAUCUUACGAGAAUGUAAGAGCGUCGAACUGACCUUCAGUGACAUCACACCCAAGAACGACCUGUUCAAGGGGACCAAGAAGGGCUCCGUCUUCCUCACACAGUAUAAGAUGGUGUUUGUGAGCAGUGUGAUGAAAGACAAGUUCUGCUCCUUCAUGUUCCCGUAUUACCUGAUGAAGAACUGCAGCAUUGAGCAGCCAGUGUUCGCCGCCAACUACAUCCAGGGUCUGAUCAAAGCCGAGGCGGGAGGCGGCUGGGAAGGCCAGGCCAACUUUAAGAUGUGUUUCCCCAGCGGAGGCGCCAUCGAGCUGGGACAGCAGCUCUUCAAACUGGCCACCAACGCGUCUCGAGCUCCUCCGGCUCAGAACGGAUCGGCCGCAGGGAUGAACGGAUACGCCAGUCCAGCCAUGCCUCAGCUGUACCCGUAUCCCAGCAUGCCUCAGCCCGCCUACAGCCCGUACCCAUACCCCCCCACUGCUGCAGGUGUGUAUCCCAGCGCUCCCAUGUACAUGGCUCCGCCUCCUCCGUAUCCCGGACCCCCACAGGACUGGUGUCCUCCACCAGUUGCUCCAGGAAAUGCCAAAGCAGCAGAAGCAGCCAGUAGUGCAUUUUACAAUCCCAGCAACCCUCACAGUGUCUACAUGCCCAUGGAUCAGCCGCCUCCGUAUUAUCCUCCUGAGAAUCCCGACAAGAAGAACAUGUGAACGGACCGGAUCACGGACUGAUCCGAGCGACUCGUUUCCAUCUGACAGUUUUCAUCUGAUUCUGUGAUGAAAGCAGCAGUUUUCAUAGAUACACUCUGACUUUAAUAUUUAAUCAGCGAGAGUGAAAUUAACACCUGCCUUCCUUCCUGCUCAGUUUCUAA
Rhinichthys klamathensis goyatoka is the source of this 1077-nucleotide messenger RNA. RefSeq names its product WBP2 N-terminal like (gene wbp2nl). The record is from RefSeq and is a predicted model, not a curated record. Gene Ontology annotation, biological process: positive regulation of DNA-templated transcription. Gene Ontology annotation, cellular component: nucleus. The transcript has 8 exons. NCBI's taxonomy places the organism in Eukaryota, Metazoa, Chordata, Actinopteri, Cypriniformes, Leuciscidae. Bases 155 to 916 code for a protein of 253 amino acids. Gene Ontology annotation, molecular function: chromatin DNA binding; transcription coactivator activity.